AUGUCUGGGGGAAAUUCACCCCCGCUCAUCAGCACUCCCGGCCCGUCUCACAAGGGACGACAGGUGAUGCCUCAAUCAAGCAGAUACCAACCAACGCCAGCAGCUCGCAUAGGCUCGAUGGGACUCGGGACGGACAGUCUGCCCGGGCCUUCGGUCGCGGCCCAGAGGACUCUGAGGAUCGAACCGGAGGAAGAUAACCUUCCUUCGUUGACCGAUCCCUCUGGGCCCUCUCGGCCGCGGAAGAAGGCCAGGUCCGAGUCUGACCGAGGCUCAUCGAGCGAUAAGGACAAGCGUCCCAGACUAGGCCCUUCCUCCAGAUCGGAGGGGGAGGAUAGUUCGACCACGUCCUCGGCUCAUUCCUCGACAGAAUCAGUCACUCCCUCCUCGUCCAGAUCUUCGUCCCCCUCUGGGAGUCCAAUCCCAGCUAAACCAACUCCGAAACCUAGGGCUCCCGCCAGGACAGGGAUAGCCCUAAGGCAACAACGAUCCCCUCCUCGUUCUCCCUCCCCAACGCUUUCCCCUAUCCCGGUAGACUCAACCCGAGGUGCCCCCGCCCUAAGCGGCACGGCGGGUAACCUGGAUUCGACCAGGUAUAUGGACCUCGAGUCUACCAGACCACACGUCCCAAAGCCCAAUCCCACUCCUUCUACCUCCUAUGCUGCCAUGGCAGCUAGGCCAGGUGUUCCCACCACCCAGAGGACUUCCCAAUCCUCACAAAUUCCUCCCCCGAGGCCGAAGGGUCGUGCCCAGGAGAUGCCUUCGAAGGUGGCGGUCCGGGGCCUCCCUGCCGACACCGACGAGGCAGAAAUCGUCAAUGCCCUGAAGGAGCUGGGAUUCCCGGCUCGAUAUGCCAGGUGCAUUAGGUCCCAGAGAGGGCGUCCGGGCUGCGUGUUUCACGUAGCCCUGGAUCACCUCUCGAAGGACGGUCUCGCCCGCUUGUGUGCCGGGGAGCACAUCGUAGCGGACUGCCCGAGGCCGAGGGACGGCCCAUUCUCCUGUGCUAAUUGCGGGAAAGACCAUUCCGCCGUCGACAGACGGUGUGCGGUCUACCGCAAACGGGCCAGGAUGAUGGGAGUAACCGUCCCUCCUCCUGCGCCACAGGCGCCUCGAGCGGGGAGUGCAGCUCUUCCGGCAUCUAAACCAGUACCAAAAUGGAAGGGGAAGGGGAAAGGGAAAUCUUCCCAGCCCCCCCCCCCUUCCCACUCCGCUCCGUCUGCUGUGGUGGUGGAGGCGUCGCCAUCGGCGUCUACACUGAUGGCACAGGCCAACCCGCCACGGCAGACAACCAAAUCCAAGCCUACUCCUGCUCCCCGUGGUCGAACUACUGCUGCUCCAUUGCCACAACAAACACCUUGCCCGACUAGCGGUCUUACGACAACAAAAAACAGGGAAAAGAAUAGACGCAAAAAAUUGAAAAAAAAGGCAAGGAAAAAGGAAGAGAAAGCAAGAAGGGGCAUACCAGAGCCUAUAGUGCCGGAUCCCCCAUCGAGAACCCAUGUCGAAACCAUGGAGGUCUCUGAGGCCUCCCCACCAGCCCAAUUACCGACAACAAGCCCGCAAUUGCCUUCGGCCCAUCCGGCCGAAGCGCCUUACGCUGGAGAUGGCGGUUUGGAUAAGUUUGUAAUUGAAGGCUCGUCUGCCGUGUCGAACAGUGCUCAGGGCCAACAACUACACGAUCCUCGACCUGAUCUAAAUUACUUUAUUUAA
Messenger RNA from Bombyx mori (domestic silkworm), 1707 nucleotides. Its product is annotated as serine/arginine repetitive matrix protein 1-like. Bases 1 to 1707 code for a protein of 568 amino acids. The record is from RefSeq and is a predicted model, not a curated record. The transcript has 4 exons. Lineage: Eukaryota; Metazoa; Arthropoda; Insecta; Lepidoptera; Bombycidae.